GGCUCAGGGGCUUCGUUGCCCUUUGGCAUGUGGAAUCGUCCGGGACCCGGGAUUAAACCCGCAUUCCGAGUUGGCAGGCAGAUUCUUUACCCCUGGUCCACCAGGGGCAUCCUAAGUUACUUUGCUGCGUCUUUACUGAGCCAUCACUCACCCCCUGCAUCUCACGCCUUUACAGUGUGCUCAGCUUUUAGUGUCGGAGAAGGCGAUGGCACCCCACUCUAGUACUCUUGCCUGGAAAAUCCCGUGGACGGAGGAGCCUGUCUCAUCAGACCAGAUUGAGCAGCUCCACCGGAGGUUUAAGCAGCUGAGCGGAGACCAGCCCACCAUCCGGAAGGAGAACUUCAACAACGUCCCUGACCUGGAGCUCAACCCAAUCCGGUCCAAAAUCAUCCGUGCCUUCUUCGACAACAGGAACCUGCGCAAGGGGUCCAGUGGCCUGGCCGACGAGAUCAACUUCGAGGACUUUGUGACCAUCAUGUCCUACUUCCGGCCCAUCGACAUCACCAUGGAUGAGGAGCAGGUGCAGCUGUGCCGGAAAGAGAAGCUGAGAUGUGGGUGUCCCAGGGCCCCUCCCCACGUUCUGUUCCACAUGUACGACUCGGACAGCGACGGCCGCAUCACCCUGGAAGAGUAUCGAAAUGUAGUAGAGGAGCUGCUCUCGGGGAACCCGCACAUCGAAAAGGAGUCUGCGCGCUCCAUCGCCGACGGCGCCAUGAUGGAGGCGGCCAGCGUCUGCGUGGGGCAGAUGGAGCCCGAUCAGGUGUAUGAGGGGAUCACCUUUGAUGACUUCCUAAAGAAACCAUCUUGGGCAUCCAGACAUCUCUUCCUGGGAACACCCUGCCCACCUAACAAGGAAAGCGCCUGGGGCUGUGGGCUUGUGAAGGUGGCUGAAAAUGUGCCAAGGCCUCCCUGUGGCUUGGGUGCCCACAGCACUGUGCUCGUCCGAGCCGCGUGGCUGUCCCUGCAGAUGUUGAGGGCGACACUAUCUGGCAGGGCAUCGACAUCGAGACCAAGAUGCACGUCCGCUUCCUUAACAUGGAGACCAUCGCCCUGUGCCACUGACUGCCCGCCCCACGGAGCGCCUGCACCGGGAUCUGGGCUGCGCAGGGGGCCCGUGUGCUGCGGCCUUUAUUGUAAAUAGCCGACACGCCUCGCUCAUCUCGUUUUCCCGCAGGGUAUGGUGUGUGGGACUUUGGUGUUUUUAUCUCUAAUAAAAAAGGAAAAGGGUUUGGUAA
Messenger RNA from Bubalus bubalis (water buffalo), 1235 nucleotides. It is a transcript of the gene TESC, whose product is annotated as tescalcin. Lineage: Eukaryota; Metazoa; Chordata; Mammalia; Artiodactyla; Bovidae. The transcript has 9 exons. Gene Ontology annotation, molecular function: calcium ion binding. The record is from RefSeq and is a predicted model, not a curated record. Bases 206 to 1141 code for a protein of 311 amino acids.